Messenger RNA from Punctularia strigosozonata HHB-11173 SS5, 480 nucleotides. RefSeq lists its product as uncharacterized. The record is from RefSeq and is a predicted model, not a curated record. Bases 1 to 480 code for a protein of 159 amino acids. The transcript has 5 exons. NCBI's taxonomy places the organism in Eukaryota, Fungi, Basidiomycota, Agaricomycetes, Corticiales, Punctulariaceae.
AUGCGGACAUUCCGGGUCAACCAGAUCAUGGAGGGAUCUAACAAUCAGAUCGAGAUGUAUAAGUUCUCUCACCCCUUCCCCGGGAAUCUUAUGAUGAGCAAUCACACUACGUUCGAGAGGCGCAACCACAGAAAUAAUAUAUGGGAGCUUGCUGGUGAAAUCGCCUGGCGACAUGAAUAUUCUGCAAAGGUGAUAUUCGGCAUCGAAGAAUAUGAACUCACAGAUCUCAGAAGACGGAAGAAAUCCACCAGCGAGUCACGUCGAUUCAAAGUCGAUGACAAGGAAUACAAAUGGAAGAAAUUAGAGCAGGACGAUGAACUGGUGACUCUGACGUGCAUCAAUUCACGCGGCAACGUUGUCGCUGUUUGGGACAAUGAACGUUCGACGUUAUCGGUGGACAGAGACGUAUACAUUAUUCUCGACCGCAUUGUCGUAACAUGCAUGCUAAAUCUGUGGUUAUGGGUCCGACGGCGGUGGUAG